This is a messenger RNA of Cyclopterus lumpus (lumpfish), 1479 nucleotides long. RefSeq names its product testis expressed 9 (gene tex9). NCBI's taxonomy places the organism in Eukaryota, Metazoa, Chordata, Actinopteri, Perciformes, Cyclopteridae. The record is from RefSeq and is a predicted model, not a curated record. Bases 4 to 1260 code for a protein of 418 amino acids. The transcript has 12 exons.
ACAAUGGCUGAAAGAAGUUUUGAUCAAAAGGGCCGUCCGUCUCAGUGCGUCGUCUCGCAGAAGCGUCCGUCCUCUAGCAGUAAGGCUGUGAGGUCCAAGAUGGUUGAAGUAAGACCGCAGGCAAAAUCUGCCUCUGGUUCAACAAAGAAGCACACAGAUGACCUUCUUGCUAAGGAAGAACAAUACAAACUCUUAAAUGCAGAGCUGGAAGCCAAAACAGCAGAUCUAGUAAGACAAGCAGAACAACUUAUGAGAGAACAGAGUGAAGUUCUGUCAAAACCUUUCUCCACCCUCCUGCUCACGGACGUUGAGGAUGAAGAGGAGUCAAGGAAGAUACACAAUCCACAGAGCACUAUGCAGGAGCCUGGUGUGAAGGUGGUGACCAAAAAAAGAAUCGCAGCAACAUCACACAGCAUCUCUACUAGAAAACAAAAAAAAGAGCCUCGCUGUAAAACAGUACUCCCAAAGAUAACUCAUGUGGCUGACUUAGCAGAUGUAGAAGACUCUGAGGAUUUCUUCCUGGCAAAGACAAUACGGAGCAUGGAGGAGAAGAUGAACGACACCGUGACUCAAGAAGAUGUUGUGGAUGAUGAGGCUAAUGCUGGAGACAAUGUAUGCUCAGGCGUUUCAGAAGCUCACAUACGAGUUCAGAAGGCAAAACUACGGAUCAUGCAGGAGGAACUGGAUCAACUCUCAUGUGAAUAUUAUAAGAAGGAUGAUGAAAAUGCCAAGCUUGGUGCUAAAAUAAAGGAGCUUGAGGAGGAACGAGCCAGACUGCAGAAAACAACAAACAUCCAGCAGACGCAGAUUGAAAAGCACAGAGCUUUAGCAGAGGAGUCCGACAAAAAGUGUGAUGGUCUUCAACUGCAAUUGUCUGCAUUACACAAGGAAAUAGAACAUCUGAAUAGAUCCCACAAACAAGCAGCGGCGGUGCACAGCACGGUGGAGGUUCGUCUGAACAGAGCGCUGGAGGAGGUGGAGAGGUUCAAGGCUCAGCUCAACAAGAUGAAACAGACGAACAAGGACAAGAUAAGCGAUGAACAUCAGAGUAAAGAAAAUCUACUUGCCGAAAACAAAAUGCUAAAAAAACAGAAAGCCGAACUCAUUGUGGGUUUCAAGAAACAGCUGAAGCUGAUUGAGAUCCUCAAAAGACAAAAGAUGCAUUUUGAAGCUGCCAAGCUGCUGUCGUUCACAGAGGACGAGUUCAUGAAAGCUCUAGACUGGGGGAAGUCAGAGGCACAGAGAGGUGCAGAUAAAUGAGAGACUUCGGGUUCAAAGUUCAUUUAGAUUUAGAGAGGUGUCUCCUAAUUAGUGUCACAUUUAGCCAGCAGACAGCCUCAGAUCUUUUCUGGAAUUAUUUUUAUUAAGAUCCUGUCAGCACAGUCCAAAUAAAAACAUGUCAAUUAAUAAUGUUGUUGUGACUGAAUGCUACACGAGCACCAUCAUGGAUGCUGAGAAAUUAAAGAACUUUGCAACCAU